Molecule: messenger RNA, 447 nt
Organism: Aspergillus calidoustus
Lineage: Eukaryota; Fungi; Ascomycota; Eurotiomycetes; Eurotiales; Aspergillaceae
Source: the annotation of a GenBank genome assembly
AUGUCCACCACACAAAUCCCCGCCCUCCUCCAGCCCAUAAUCGCCCUAAAUGGUUGGACCUUCGCAAUGGAAAUCUGGAUGUACGCCACACGCAUCCCCGUCUUCACGCGCCUCAAAGUCGCCGCGGACAACACCAGAACCCGCGCCGACAUGGACCGGCUGACCCCGGCCCCGGUGCGCUGGAAAGCAGACAACUACAACAACCUCUUCGAGCAGCCGACGCAGUUUUACGCGAUUGCGCUGGUGCUGGCCAUUGCGCGGCGAGCGGCUGGGGAGGCGGAUAAUGCUCUUGAUCUCAAGCUUGCGUGGGUGUAUGUGGGGUUGAGGAUCGUGCAUAGUCUGACGCAGGCGACGACGAAUAAUAUCAUGCGCCGGUUUUCGCUUUAUAUUGCGAGUAGUGGCGUUGUUGCGGCUUUGGGCGUGAGGGCUGCGAUGCUUGUUUUCUGA